Chaetomium fimeti is the source of this 963-nucleotide messenger RNA. RefSeq lists its product as uncharacterized. The coding region runs from base 1 to 963 and encodes 320 amino acids. NCBI's taxonomy places the organism in Eukaryota, Fungi, Ascomycota, Sordariomycetes, Sordariales, Chaetomiaceae. The record is from RefSeq and is a predicted model, not a curated record. The transcript is spliced from 2 exons.
AUGGCCGACGCAUCUCCGCCCCAACCCGCCAGCGAAACCCCGCGUGUUGGUCUCACACCGAAAACAACGCCCAAGACGAUCAUCCAGGAGUACCUCCUCGAACGUCUCCCUGUCUACCGCGAGCUUCGGGAGCUCCAGAGACAGGCGAGUCGACCAUUUCCCUGCCUUUGGUUUUAUACUGGCUGGGAAAGCAAAGAUGGAGAUACCCAUUUCCAACAGCAACGCCAACGCGCCGACUACGCCGACGCCAAAACAAAGCUCAGCUUCUUCAACCUAAUGCGUGAUAUCGGUCUCGAGCUCGACAAGGCUACCUCUGCGCUCACCAUUGACCACGACGCCGAUACCCGCCCCGCCAUCCUAGACCUUUGCAUGGCCCCCGGCGGCUUCGCAGCGGCGGCCCUCCACCGUAACCCGUCGGCCCUCCUCCGCGGCAUCAGCCUGCCACGCACGCUGGGCGGCCACGAGAUGCUGCUCCGCAACUGGUCCCACACCGAUCCCAACGCCGACAUUUACGUCACCUUCCGGGACAUCACCCUCCUCGCCGCCGAGAUGGGCACCCCGCUGUCCAGGAUCCCAGCCUCACACCCCGACGCCGGCUCUUUCUCAGCCUACCGCCCCUUCCUCGACCAAAAGUUCGACCUCGUUUUUUGCGACGGCCAAGUCCUGCGCACCCAUGAGCGCGCCGAGUGUACGUUCCCUCCUUCCGGACACCUCCGCCCCUGCCUCCCACCCCUUAUUCCUCCCCCCUUACUCAUCUCACCGUCCAAUCCCCUAACCCAACCCCAACUAAUCCUCCAACAAAACCACAGACCGCCACCUAACCGAACCAACCCGCCUCCUAACAUCCCAACUCACCCUCGCCCUCACCCGCCUCCGCCCCGCCGGCACCCUCGUCAUACUCCUCCACAAAGCGGAUGCCUGGGACUCAGUGCGCCUGAUUCAUACUCUGGCUGGUCUGGCUGA